Lathyrus oleraceus (garden pea) is the source of this 944-nucleotide messenger RNA. RefSeq names its product gamma carbonic anhydrase 1, mitochondrial. The record is from RefSeq and is a predicted model, not a curated record. Bases 408 to 815 code for a protein of 135 amino acids. Lineage: Eukaryota; Viridiplantae; Streptophyta; Magnoliopsida; Fabales; Fabaceae. The transcript has a single exon.
AACCAUUCAAUGAAAACCGUGAAGCAAGAACAAUCCGUAGUGUAACCACAUUGGUUCGACAUAAGAAAAAUGAUGUUGUUUACAAAAACGGUUGGAAUCAUGGAGAAACACCUUCCGGCUGCAAGACAAGACUGCUGCGCCAAAGUCGAAACAACAACAUUCAGGCUACAAAAACCAAGCAUAGCAGUACAACUCCAAAAGCUGCUACAAAGCCAGCUGCAAGUGGAAAGAACACAAGCAUUCAAGAUGUUGCUAACCAAACACGUGGAGCCAAGACGCACCGCUCAGCUGCUGCAUCUAAAAACAAGCGUCAAGCUGCAGUGGAAAUUCAAGCUAAAUGUCAACAACAUGAAACGCGAGUAUGCGUAUGCAAGUGAAAAGAACAGCUGUCCAGGCAUCAAACUCUGAUGAACGUAUUUGAUAAGGCUCUUGUUGUUGAUAAAGAUGCAUUUAUUGCCCCAAGUGCCUCCAUAAUUGGUAAUGUUCACAUUGGCAGAGGAUCGUCUAUUUGGUAUGGAUGUGUCAUGAGAGGUGACAUGAACAACAUUAGUGUUGGAAGCGGAACAAACAUUCAGGACAACUCCUUGCUGCGUGUUGCAAAGUCAAAAUUAAGUGGGAAGAUGUUGCCUACUGUUAUUGGGGAUAAUGUUACUGUAGGUUAUAGUUCAGUUUUACAUGGUUGCACUGUUGAGGAUGAGGCUUUUGUUGGUAUGGGUGCAACACUACUUGAUGGUGUUGUUGUUGAGAAACAUUCCAUGGUUGCUGCUGGUGCUCUUGUGAAACAGAAUUCACGGAUUCCAUCUGGAGAGAUUUAGGCAAGGAAUCCAGCAAAAUUCCUGAGAAAGCUCAUUGCUGAAGAGAUAUCAUUUAUCUCCCAAUCAGUUAUCAGUUACAGUAACCUUGCACAGGUCCGCAGCAUCAUAAGCACACCUUGAUUUUUAGCA